AUGGUUCAUUUUUAAUUUACAACUUUCAGCUUUACACUCUUGGUUUAGAAUUAGAUUCACAUUAUCUAUGUUCUUUUGAGUUUAUUGAUUUUAUUCUGGUAAAUUUUUGAAUGUAUGCAUAAUACCAUACUUAAUAUUAUUCCAAAGCAGAAUCCAUGUCAAGCCAAAUUAAAGAGAAUCCAUGGGGAGUGAAUUUGGUUUAAAUGAGGAUUCAAUUCAGUUUGUUUCACUAGACUCAUCACACUCUUCCUCAUUUUCUACACACAAGAAUGAAUCACCAAAACGGAACCUUUACAGCAGAAAACCAUCCUUUCCAAGACAAAAAUCUUUUCUACACUCUUCACUUUUCCAUUAAGAAUUGCACACAUGGUCAUGGCAACGGCAGCUGUCGGCAUUCUUCACUGGAGUCGGUGAGAUUUUCCUUCCGAAGCGGAACAAUUCAAUGCCAUUUUCGACUUGUGGAUCCCCAAGGAUUUUGCACACUUGAUCUGUGUUUUCGACGAGACAGGAAGGUGUUCAUCGUUGCAGAUCUGCUUCAGCUAUGGCUUCACGCGACACUAGUGGAUUGGCCCCCACACAUGUGCUGUGAACUCCAGGUUCUGGUCUUCAAUGAGAAGGAAGCAUUUCCCUUGACCUAAUUUGCAAACUGGCGGGCCAGUUGCAGGAACGUAGAAAAGGUUUAGGGUGUGCAGGUUUUUUUAAUUCACCAUGUGCUUUUUCAUGCUUAGAAAAAUCGUAUCUCAUCAGCAGCACAAUUGGGUCCCCCAUUAGUGGUUGUUUUCGGGUGCGGGUAAGUUUUUGCUCAAUGUCGGUACAAGUCGAGGAAUCCUUCGAUCGUUGUUGUUGUUGAUAUUGUUGAUAUUCAUAUCUUGUAUAUGCCGCCUGGUGGAGGCGCAUGUCGCCCUCCGCAUCCGUGAGGUUUGUGGUAUGGGGGAGCACGGUUUAACUCAGUGUAGUUGUAGUUGUCGAUCCGCUUAGGCACGUUCUGGAAUCGGGACAAGAUGAACCUCUUCUUCGGAGGUGCCUGGGAAUGAAACUUGUCCCUGAUGAAAUCUUUUGAUAGCUCGAAAGUUUUGUUGGUGAUGACCUCCAUUCGCCGUGGUGCCUCCGCGUGCUUCUCUGGAUACCUUGACUUGAAGUACUCGUUCAUGUCGACCCAGUCAUCUUGGUAUCCACCUGCUAUCAGCGUCUCAAAGUUUCCAUCUCUGCAUAAUUGGAUGCAAUACCACAUACCAAAUUGGAAAGCGUAGUCUCAUUCAGAAGGAAAUUCAAUGCGGGAUUCACGGGUUGGGUACACACACAAGACUUAUUUUUGGCAUUGUCGAAGCAGUCGAAUGAUAUUCUAGGGUGUAGAACUUUGGUGCAGAAGUUGAAUGUAUUACCCGGGGUGUGAAAUCCCAUAUCUAUGAUUUGGGUUGUUGUCUGAGGGUAGUUUCCAUGUUGUGUUCUGCACAAAACAACAUACACAUGAAGCAGAGCUCUUAUGUGUUCUUCAUUCAUCGAGCUAAAUAGUGGCAAUUUCCCAUUCAAUUAAGAUGCAAGAAUUCAUAUAACACAAGACCUCAUCAUGUACACUUCUGUUGCAACUGCAGGCAUUACAAAUUUACGCGCAACAUGAAUGGAGAACGCUUUUCUGGAUUUGUUCUUUUUACAAGGACUUUUUUAGGUUGUAUAUGGCAGAAGAAUCGCUCCCGGGCAGUUCGCUGUUCGUUUGCUUUACAAUAAUGGCUGCAGAUUCACAACAAACGGGGGCAAAACAAUGAGAUUUCACAGCUCAUGGAUCUGCAAUAGGUCAACAAAUGACAUCAACAGAACUACCGUCACUGCGUCACGUGGUUACAGAGAACUAUGGGAAUGGUAAAAGAUUCCAGAGGCACGGCAAGCUAUUUCUCCUUACUGGAUGGCAGCUGCCUUGUUCAUUUUCUUGAAAUCAGCACCAUAACGUUCCUGCGGAGGUGCUGCAACCGUCUCGGGAUGCUCUAUCACUGUACACACCCCAAGUAAAUGUGAUUCCAAUAACGUUUUUGUGAUUUCUGCUAAAUUUUCUAUUGUGUGCAAGAGCAGCAUGUCUUAUGAAAUGGUUUUGAAUUUCAACUCUUAAGAAAAUAUUGGCAUUGUUGUUCGGUCAAGCUGUGCAUUAGAACAUUUGUUUUUUCUUAGACAUACUUGUGGCAACCCACCUUCUUUGACGCCAAGAGCACCUCGUUCACCGGGUCUUCCGUAUAUGAAGUGAGGAUCGCGGAUCCUGUGCGUGACUCUUCUUGGCUGGAGUGUCACCCCAAACGAUUGUGCUAAAGAUCAGAACGUAACAUUUUUCUUGGACUUUAGCAACAGCAGUACAGAUUCAUGCUUUUUUGUAGUGUGUGUAUUAUGACUACUAUCCACUUUACUGAAACAAUUCCAGUUUAUGAUUGAAGAUUGGAAAGGUUGAGGUGAUUACAUGACCGAGCUCUGCUUUAACAAGGUUCCAGUUCCACUUAGAAGAUGCACGUGCCAUCCCACACCUGCGAUGAUCGGACUCGGCAUACAAAUGCAUUAACCCCAUUUUUGGGCAAUUUGGGUUGUGUAUUCCUCUCUCUUUCACCGAGUCUCCUCCUCACUUAUACCUUCUAUCUAGUGGGUAAUUCUAAACCCUACUUAUUUGUGUCUUUCAUUUUGAAGUCACCCCUUCCAUGCACCGAUUUGCUCCUUAGCUAGCUGAAAUUUCACACCAAGUAUCUCAGUCCUACUUCCAUUCGUUGCUAGCCCUUUCAUGAGCUUCAACUAUAUCUCGGUUCAGAUUCUGCUCUCUGCUAGAAUUUCAGCUCACUGUGCAGUUAGUCAGUUGCUUAAUUAUCAAUUCCAUAUUGCCGCGAAGAGAUCAAAGUUGCCAUUAGAGUACGAACUGAAAGAGAAUCGAGACACUAAAAAAGAACUGAACUCAUUGCGCGGAGAAACAAAAUGUGUUGUGGAACAACACCAAGACGCCGCUACAACUUGCAAGAGCACAGAACGAAACAUGUUCACCCGACUUGCGAAUUUGAGGGAGCACAGUGAUGCUGCUGGCGGUUCGUGGAUUUGGUUUGAAACUGUAACGGUCUCUCGGAUUCCUAACGGAUUCAGGAUGUCCGUAGCUCUCUGGAUCACAAUUGCAUCACAAUCCCAGUGGACAUAUUACUCUCAACAAAUUACGUUCCUGAAAGGUAUUGUCUCUUUUCAGAUCUAAGAGCUAAUUUCUAAAUAGGAUUUUUGUUCUUCAAGUGGCUCUUGACUUGGUUUUAUAGCAUUAUGGUGGAUAGAUUAGUGCAAGGCUAGUUGUUUUAGGAUUCAUUAUUUGUGCAACCAAAUCCUUUUUCUUUAGUUGAUUGUGGAUAUUCACCAAGAUAUAGUCUUUAGGUGGUAGUCACCAAGACAUUCUACUUUGGCUAAUAUUAGAAAUAUAUAUUUUUUAACAUGUGUAAAUAAAGAUAACAUUUGAAGCAACUUAUAUAAA
Molecule: messenger RNA, 3472 nt
Organism: Physcomitrium patens
Lineage: Eukaryota; Viridiplantae; Streptophyta; Bryopsida; Funariales; Funariaceae
Source: RefSeq, a predicted model, not a curated record